This is a messenger RNA of Penicillium bovifimosum, 735 nucleotides long. It is a transcript of the gene mde1, whose product is annotated as methylthioribulose 1-phosphate dehydratase MDE1. Gene Ontology annotation, cellular component: cytoplasm. Gene Ontology annotation, molecular function: methylthioribulose 1-phosphate dehydratase activity; metal ion binding. The transcript is spliced from 3 exons. NCBI's taxonomy places the organism in Eukaryota, Fungi, Ascomycota, Eurotiomycetes, Eurotiales, Aspergillaceae. The record is from RefSeq and is a predicted model, not a curated record. Bases 1 to 735 code for a protein of 244 amino acids.
AUGUGCUCCACCGAUCAAGCCGUCGCAACGGUUGACAACAAUGACCACUUGGUCCAAUCCGACGAUCCUGAACACCCAGCCAACCUUAUCCCCGAGCUCUGCCGCAAAUUCUAUAACUGGGGAUGGGUUACCGGUACUGGAGGUGGUACCUCAAUUCGCCAAGGUGACCACAUCUAUAUCGCUCCAUCUGGAGUCCAGAAGGAGUUGAUGCAGCCUCAAAACAUCUUCGUGCUCCAAUGGCCCACUCCGAAGUACCCUGCCUCGGACCGCAACUACAUCCGCAAACCGCUGAAGCUUAAUCCCUCCGCCUGUACCCCACUGUUCCUGACUGCCUUUGAGCAGGGUGCUGGCUGCUGCAUUCACACACACUCACAAUGGGCGGUCCUGGUCACCCUGCUGGUAGAGCGGGAGAAGGGCCCGGACGCCUGCUUCGAGAUCAAUAACAUUGAGCAGAUCAAGGGCAUCCCCCGAGGCAAAGGCAAGGGCAUGCUCGGGUUCUUCGAUACUUUGAAGAUUCCUAUUAUUGAGAACACGGCCUUUGAAGAGGACCUGACUAGCGGCCUGGAGGCGGCUAUGAACAAAUAUCCGGACACAUACGCUGUGCUGGUCCGAAGACACGGAAUUUAUGUCUGGGGAGACACUACCGCCAAGGCAAAGACCCAGUGUGAGAGUCUAGACUACCUGUUCCAGCUGGCUGUGGAAAUGCACAAGCUGGGACUUCCGUGGAUCAAGUAG